GUUUAUUUUGGUUUUAUAAAAACAGUGAAUGGCGUCGUCUUCAGAUUUCAAACAAUUAAAACAAACUAGAACAAAAUCUGAAGAAACUACAAGAUCAGCAUCAAACGAAACAGUAAAUGAUGAUAAUAGAAGCACUACUACAGAGGAAAUAAUACCAAUAAAGAAAACUUCAAAUGCUACUGCCAUCUCUAACAUUGGAUUCAAAAGCGUGACAAAUCUAGCUCUGGAGAAUAUUGGGUUGGAUACAAAAAUGGAAGGACCCACGUGGACUUCAAAAUGGGAAGCUAUCACUGCCACACUUUCGUUCGUUACAUGUUCUGGAAAUAUUUGGUUUUUCCCGUAUCUCUGUGGAUAUUACGGUGGAUGGUUUCCAUAUCAAUUCACAUUUUGUUAUGUAUUCAUCGCUGUUCCACUUCUUUAUCUUGAAACAGCUCUUGGACAAUAUGCUUCUGCUUCUCCACUAUCAGUUUUCUCAAGAAUGGCUCCCGCCAUGGCAGGAUUAUCUGCAGGAAUGUGCUUCAUAAUGGUUUUCAGAACAAUCAGUCUAUCUGUCUGGGCAAUUUACGAUCUUACUAUUUUUACACAUGCUUCCCAAUCAAUCUGGUCAACAUCUCCAUGGGAGAGCUGCCAGGAAAGUCAAUCUGGGGAUUACUGUGUCAAUUACAAGCUAUCGUCGAAAUGUACAUGGAUUCAACCGGGAUCGGAUAAAGAAUGUGAUGAAUAUCAAGAAAUGUUAAUUGCCACCCGUGGUUUUCAACAGAGAAAAUCUCCAUUUAUGAGCUUUGUUCAUGGGUUGAUGUACAAGAGAAGCAUAACAAUGAAUGAUUGGGAGCCGCCAAGUGUUACAUCUAUUAUAUGUGCAGUUUGUCUAUGGAUAAUUAUUGGUAUAAUUUCCAUUGGAGGAUCAAAAGUUCUUGGUAGAACCGGUAUCGUAGCUCUUACACUUUUAUUGGUGGGAACUAUAAUGCUUCUUUCGUAUGGAAUGUCUUUGAAUGAUACUACAAACGUAUUUACUGCAUUCUUUUAUCAAAGUGAAGGUUACGAGGAUAAAUGGAUGUGGGUGUGGUCAUGGGCAGAUGCUGCAGCACAUGCACUUAGAGCAUUGAAUGUUGGAUGUGGCGGAAUCCAGAAAUUUGCCUCAUUGAACAACUUUCACAACAAAAUACAUCGAGAUGUUCUACUUAUUAGCAUUGUUUCUUUUGUAUUUUACAUAUGCACUGGAUUACUUUCGUUCAUGUUCAUGGCUGAAAUAGGAAGAUUAUAUUACCCAGACUUGGAAGCUAGUGAAAGAAUUCAACUAUACGCUACACCGGUAAUGAUUGAAAGUGUAAUCUCCGAGAUAUUAACAAAUUCUUCAAUGGGAAGCAUUUGGGUGUUUCUAUUCUGGCUAACACUUGCAGCAUGCUCAAUCCAGGGAAUUUCUAGUUAUAUUUGGGUUAUAAGUUCUAUGAUUGUGGAAAGAUUAAACGGAAGUCGGCGAAAAUAUGGAAAAGCUCUUGCGAGUUGGCAUAAGAGAGCUAUCAUUUUAGCAAUUAUGAGUGUCACAGGUCUUAUUUCUAGUUUACCAUUUUUGGGUAACGGAGGAAUUAAUCUAAUGAGUAGUAUCGAAACAUUUGCUUCAUAUGGCACUAUAUUUAUUGCUUUUGUUGAAGUAAUAACGGUAUCUUAUGUGUAUGGAUUCAAGAGAUUUUCCGUAAACAUAAGAGCAAUGAUUGGGGGACACGGACCUCCUAACGUCUUCUGGUGGCUUAACUGGCUUGUAAUCAGUCCUAUUCUACUCAUUGUAACUUUUGGAUGUAUCGUUGCAACAUUCGGCCAAAAAAAAGCAUUUAAUGAAAAUUCUAUUGUGUCUGAUCCAAUAGGAUAUUCUCUUCUCGUCAUGCCAUGCAUCUUUGUGAUUUUAUACUUUUUGAGAGAUGAGUAUGAUCGAAGAAAAAAUAUGGAACCUUUUGUGGUGAUGAUAAGAGCAACUGGUGACUGGGGACCAAUGAAUCCGGAAGACAGACGAAAUGCUGUGAAAUUUGAAAGACAGCUCAGAGUUAGAUAUUGAUAAUGAAUUAUUCUACUUUUAUAAAAAAAUAUUUUU
Molecule: messenger RNA, 2086 nt
Organism: Caenorhabditis elegans
Lineage: Eukaryota; Metazoa; Nematoda; Chromadorea; Rhabditida; Rhabditidae
Gene: snf-10
Product: Transporter
Exons: 9
Coding region: 29-2050 (673 amino acids)
Cellular component (GO): membrane
Source: RefSeq, marked reviewed